Messenger RNA from Hordeum vulgare subsp. vulgare (domesticated barley), 2998 nucleotides. Its product is annotated as 9-cis-epoxycarotenoid dioxygenase NCED1, chloroplastic-like. The transcript has a single exon. Gene Ontology annotation, molecular function: carotenoid dioxygenase activity. Gene Ontology annotation, biological process: carotene catabolic process. Bases 903 to 2834 code for a protein of 643 amino acids. Gene Ontology annotation, cellular component: chloroplast stroma. The record is from RefSeq and is a predicted model, not a curated record. NCBI's taxonomy places the organism in Eukaryota, Viridiplantae, Streptophyta, Magnoliopsida, Poales, Poaceae.
CACUGUGCAGGGACCAAGUUUUGUACAACCCACAGGCCACAGCCAAAUGAUAAGUAGUGAAAAUUAAUGUUGAUCAUGUCUAAUCUAUCCAAAGCAUGUCCUUUUAUAGCUGCCUGUACUGGACACUUGCCUAGCGCUGCAAACGAAAUUGUGUGAAUGCGCCCUUUCCAAGCUAGCCACUUGAAAACCUUGGCACUUCUUCUCCAUACAUGAUCCAGCCACCAGUUUGUAGGAUUCUAGACCAUACUGUAUGUAGUUGUCCAUUUGGUGAGAACAUAAAAGUUGGCAGUGUAGCAGGGUUCACCAUUUCAGUCAUCCCACUAACCCUCCAAAUAUUUAUAUUUAGGGCCACAAAAAGCAUGAUACUUGUUGUGGUUAGACUGAUAGACUCCCUCAAUAUCCGAAGUUUUGGCACAAUUUGAUGAAUCUCUAGAUAAGUAGAUAUAUUCAGACAAAAAGAACCAUGAACACCAGAGUUCCCGCCGCGGACCCUUGUUUGAUGAUUGCUAAAUUUUUGCAUGCCAAUUCUCCAUUGGCAGCUCUAGUUCAUUUUGCUAGUCAAUGUUGACCAACUUAUGGGCAAACAAUCCCUGAAAAAAGAAACCAAAAUACAGGUAAACUUGUGCACAAACCAAACACCCUAGGGCAACUUUUCAUCCUCUCAGAUUGUGCCGUCGCUUGCGAUCCAACGGUCCACGUGAUCUUUGAAUUUUCACCAAAUAAACAUCUCCACCGGGUAAGUUUGCCUUUUACCAAGGCUAUAUAUACCCAUGCCAUACAAGCAGCAAAAGGCAGUAGUGUGCGAACCGGUGUCGGCAUUUGCUGCUACUCACCUGGGUUCCAACACAAAAAUUGUUAGUAAUCCAAAGAACCAUUGAUCUGCAGACUCCAGACUGCAGAAAAUGGAGGGAGCACUUGUCACCUCCAACUUCAGCAUGGCUGACCUCUACCCCGCCAAAGCCAAUGCUGCCCAUGCUCCGAGAUCGAGGAGGCUCUCCUACAUCUCGCCUGCCGCGUCUUCUGCUGCUGCACCGAACCCCAGCUACAGAAGGAAGAAGAGCACGUCGCCUCCGCCGCCGUCGGCUGCCGCCACCGCCACCGUGCUCACCUCGCCGCCCAAGCCGGUCGAGCAACAAGAGACGGAAGAGCACCUGGUGGACAGGUCGGUAAACAAUGCGACCGGUACAAGGGUGGCUACCGCGAGAGCGAGCAGGGCGUCCGCUGCGCCGCGGCAGGCGCCUCGGUCGUCCAGGCCUCGCCGCCGGCCUUCCACCUCGCUGCAGGCGGCGUUCUGCAACGCGCUGGAGGAGGCGAUCAACACGUUCGUCGACCCGCCGGUGCUGCGGCCGUCGGUGGACCCGCGGCACGUGCUGUCCGCCAACUUCGCGCCCGUGGACGAGCUGCCGCCCACGCCCUGCCCCGUGGUGCGCGGCGUCAUCCCGCGCUGCCUCGCCGGCGGCGCCUACAUCCGCAACGGUCCCAACCCGCAGCACCUCCCGCGCGGGCCGCACCACCUCUUCGACGGCGACGGCAUGCUGCACUCCCUGCUCCUCCCGACGACGCCCGGCUCCGACCCCGUCCUUUGCUCCCGCUACGUGCAGACGUACAAGUACCUGGUGGAGCGCGACGCGGGCGAGCCGGUCUUGCCCAACGUCUUCUCCGGCUUCCAUGGCCUGGCCGGGAUGGCGCGCGGCGCCGUCACGGCGGCCAGGGUGCUCACAGGCCAGAUGAACCCGAUGGAGGGCGUGGGGCUCGCCAACACCAGCCUCGCCGUCUUCGGCGGCCGCCUCUACGCGCUCGGCGAGUCGGACCUCCCGUACGCCGUGCGCGUCGACCCGGCCACGGGCGAGGUGACCACGCUCGGCAGGUGCGACUUCGGUGGCCGCCUCAGCAUGGGCAUGACCGCGCACCCCAAGAAGGACCCCAUCACCGGCGAGCUCUUCGCGUUCCGCUACGGCCCCAUGCCGCCGUUCGUCACUUACUUCCGGUUCGACCCGGCAGGGAACAAGGGCGCCGACGUGCCCAUCUUCUCCGUGAAGCAGCCGUCUUUCCUGCACGACUUCGCCGUGACGGAGCAUUAUGCGAUAUUCCCCGAGAUACAGAUCGUGAUGAACCCCAUGGGCAUGGUGGUGGGCGGCGGCUCGCCCGUCGGGGCGGACCCCGGCAUGGUGCCUCGCCUGGGCGUGAUCCCCAAGUACGCCGCGGACGAGUCGGAGAUGCGGUGGUUCGAGGUGCCGGGGUUCAACAUGAUGCACUCGGUGAACGCGUGGGAGGAGGCCGGCGGCCAGGAGAUCGUGAUGGUGGCGCCCAACAUCCUGUCCAUCGAGCACACGCUGGAGCGCAUGGAGCUGAUCCACGCCUCAGUGGAGCUGGUGCGCAUCAACCUCCGCACCGGCAACGUCACCCGCACGCCGCUGGCGGCCGCGAACCUCGACUUCGGCGUGAUCAACCCGGCCUGCCUCGGCCGCCGCAACAGGUACGGCUACUUCGGCGUGGGCGACCCCAUGCCCAAGAUCGGCGGGGUGGCCAAGCUCGACUUCGACCGUGCAGGCCACGGCGACUGCACCGUGGCGCGCCGGGACUUCGGGCCGGGGUGCUUCGCCGGGGAGCCAUUCUUCGUCUCCGACGACGUCGAGGGGAACGGCGACGAGGACGACGGCUACGUGGUGUGCUACGUGCACGACGAGGGCACCGGCGACAACCGGUUCGUGGUGAUGGACGCACAGUCGCCCGACCUGGACAUCGUCGCCGAGGUGCAGCUUCCAUCCCGCGUCCCCUACGGCUUCCACGGCCUGUUCGUCAGGCAGGCCGAGCUCCGGUCACAGCACCAAUGAUCAUCAGAUUCAGAUACACCAGCACGUUCUAUGUAUAAUACUAGUAGAUCAACAGAAUGGUGCAUGGGUAGGCCAUGUAUAGGAUCCCAUGGCAUACACAUAGGAGAAAUAGGUCAUCUCAUGUGUAGCAUUUACAUGUUUACAAGAAAGAAACAUUUGUGAAA